Messenger RNA from Arachis ipaensis, 1830 nucleotides. RefSeq lists its product as uncharacterized. Gene Ontology annotation, molecular function: RNA-DNA hybrid ribonuclease activity; nucleic acid binding. The record is from RefSeq and is a predicted model, not a curated record. NCBI's taxonomy places the organism in Eukaryota, Viridiplantae, Streptophyta, Magnoliopsida, Fabales, Fabaceae. Gene Ontology annotation, biological process: DNA integration.
AUGGUGGCUAAAUCGGUGAAAGUAAUAGCACAAACCGAUCUUAUUAAAUAUAUGCUAAGUUUCCCUAUGUUAAGAGGACGUUUGGAAAAAUGGAUGCUAGCAUUAACGGAAUUUAAUUUACAAUAUGUCCCGACUAAGGCUGUGAAAGGACAGGUCAUUACAGAUUUUCUUGUAGACAAUUCGAAAGAUCUGAAUGACAAGGGGGCAAAUAUAGUCGAUGUAGAAGUUAAUUAUUGGAAAUUGUAUUUCGAUGGAUCCAAACAUAAAGAUGGCGCAGGGGUUGGAAUCCUUAUUAUCUCACCAGAAGGUAUUCCAUCAGAAUUCUUGUUCAAAUUAAAGUAUCCUUGUUCUAAUAAUGUAGCCGAAUAUGAGGCUUUGAUUCUGGGUCUAGAAAUUUUAAUCGACAAAGGAGCUUUAGAAGUUCAAAUUCUGGGGGAUUCACAGUUAGUUUUAAAGCAGUUAUCGAAGGAGUUUAAGUGUAAUAGUGAGACGUUACAAAAACAUUUAGUAAUUGCUUGGGAGUUAUUGACGUCUUUUCGAAAAAUUUCUUUGGUGCAUAUCCCUCGAAUUUAUAAUGAGAUUGCUAAUGAGUUAGCCCAAAUUGCUUCGAAGUAUCGAAUUGGUCCGGAAACUAUUAAGAAAUUAUCUAGUAUCCAUCAAAUUUUGGUACCGGCAAAUGAGAGAGAGGUACUAUGCAUGAGUGAAUGGGAUGAUUCCAAUUGGAGAAAACCUAUUGCUCGAUAUUUGAAAGAUCCCAAUAUUACAAUUGAUAGAAAACUAAAGUUAAAAGCAAUAAACUUUGUUUUAUUGGCCGAUGAGUUAUACAAAAAAGGGAUCGAUGGAAGUUUGUUGAGAUGUUUGAGUCGAGAAGAUCAAAACAUUGCUUUGGGUGAAGUUCAUAAUGGAAUAUGUGGUGCUCAUCAGGCAGGAAAGAAAAUGAGAUGGGUAUUAUAUCGCAAUCAUGUAUUUUGGCCAUCUAUGAUAGAAGAUUGUAUCGAUUAUGCAAAGCACAAAUUUAUUUUAGUGGCUAUUGAUUAUUUUACGAAAUGGGUGGAAGCAGUUCCUUUGGUAGAAGUUGGUCAGACAGAGAUAAUUGAUUUUGUCGAGGAAAAUAUUAUUCAUCGAUUUGGGAUUCCUCAGACAUUAAGUACUGACCAAGGAACUAUGUGCACUGGCCAACGAAUUAAAAAUUUUGCGACUUCGAGAAACAUUAGUAUGGUUACUUCAACUCCUUAUUAUACACAAGCUAAUGGGCAAGUGGAGGUAGCAAAUAAGAUAUUGAUUGGUUUGAUUAAAAAGCAUAUCAGGAAUAAGCCUCGAACAUGGCAUGAGACUUUAAGUCAAGUGUUAUGGGCUUAUCGAAACUCACCAAGAGGUUCGACAGGAACUUCACCUUAUAAAUUAGUAUAUGGCCAUGAUACAGUAUUGCCAUUAGAAAUUAAUUUGAAUACUCUAAGAGUAUCGAAACAGAAUGAGUUGCCAGUCGAUGACUAUUGGAAUGCCAUGUUUGAUGAAUUGAAUGAGUUUGAUUCAGAGCGAAUUCUAGCACUUGAUAAUGUAAUUCGACAAAAAGAAAGUCUUGCUCGAAGUUAUAAUCGUCGAAUUAAGGAGAAAUCUUUCAAAAUAGGUGAGUUAGUUUUGAAAGUUAUUUUACCGAUGGAAAAGAAAUCGAAAUUUCUUGGUAAAUGGUCUCAUAACUGGGAAGGUCUCUUUCAAGUGAUAAGAGUCAUUUCUAGAAACGCCUAUCAGAUUAAAGAUAUCGAGUCAAGGAAAAUAGUUAAUUCGAUUAAUGAAAAAAAUCUAAAAUAUUUCUAUUGCUGGCAAAUAUAG